Messenger RNA from Octopus sinensis (East Asian common octopus), 3741 nucleotides. RefSeq lists its product as uncharacterized. Lineage: Eukaryota; Metazoa; Mollusca; Cephalopoda; Octopoda; Octopodidae. Gene Ontology annotation, biological process: DNA integration. Gene Ontology annotation, molecular function: nucleic acid binding. The record is from RefSeq and is a predicted model, not a curated record. The coding region runs from base 1 to 3741 and encodes 1246 amino acids. The transcript has a single exon.
AUGUCAGAAUCAGACUGCAAUGACCCAGAUACACUUCUUGAAAAAUUUGAGAGGCACUUAGAGCCCAGGUCAAACCACAGAAUUCAGAGAUACGAAUUCCAGGGCCUGAAACAAGCCCCACAAGAAACAAUAGACAAUUUCCUGUCAAGACUGAAAAACGUUGCAGAGAAAUGCAAAUUCAAAGACAGGGAGGAGAGAAUUAUAGACCAAUUAAUAUGGGGGUGUGCCCACAGAGAAGUGCAAAAAUCCCUCAUAGGUAAGGACGCUCUCCAGUUGGUAGAAGCAGUAGACACUGCAAGAGCAUACGAAGCCACUACCAAACAGAUGGCCUCACUUAACUUGCAAACAAGCCCACUAGGUAGCAGUGUAGUUACUGUAUCAAGGCACAGGACGCAAAACCACAAACAAAGAACAUGCCAGUACUGUGGUACAGAACAUGAAUUUAAUAACCGGAAAAAAUGUCCUGCAUUCGGUACACACUGCAAAGGAUGUGGAAAACUGAACCACUGGAAAAAAAUGUGUAGGGUAACAAAAUCCCAGAGAUACAAGCCCCAAUUUUCAAAGAGGAGCAGAAAUAGAAGGGAUAUACAUGAACAACAACAGGGACAAAGCACCUCAGAGGAGGAAUGCUUGGCAAUCGGCAUAAUAAAUGUGCAUGAGAUGAGAAAGGACGACCGGAAGAAAGAAGAUGAGGCAUACACGACAAUAAGAAUUGAAAAGAAGGCCGGAAGGAAAAGAACAAACAUAGACUUAUGGCUGAAGAUAGACACUGGGGCCCAGAGUAAUAUCUUACCUGUCAACCUCUACAAAAAGAUGUUCCCAGAACACAUAACAAAAGAGGAUAAAGUCAAACAAGGAAUCCUCACACCAAGUGAUGUAAUCCUCACUGCGUAUGGAGGAACCAGGAUUCCACAACUGGGUAAAACAACUAUCGCAGGGACACACAAAGGAAAAUUGAUUAAGUGUUCUUUUUAUGUCACAAGAACAGAAGGGCCAGCAAUUCUUGGACUCAAUACCUGCAAAAAGCUAAAGAUUGUAUCAAUCAAUGCUGAAGUGAAAGCAGCUCCAAGCAGAAUUGACAGUGAUAUGCCUAUCAAAGAUCGACCACAAAUCACAAACAAAGAGGAACUGAUAAGCAUGUACCCUGAAUGCUUUGACGACACAGUCGGGUGCUUUGUGAAAUGUCGAUAUCAUAUAACAGUCGACCCUAAUAUCAAACCAAUUGUCCACCCACCUCGCCGCGUCCCUCUAGAACUAAAAGAGAAGCUGAAGACAGAGUUGGACAAAAUGGAAAAAAAGGAAAUAAUCACCAAAGUGACACAGCCAACAGACUGGGUAAAUUCAAUAGUGAUCAAGGAAAAACCCAAUGGAACCCUACGGAUAUGCCUCGACCCAAGGGACUUGAACAAGGCAUUAAAAAGGGAGUACCAUCCAAUUCCAACCCUUGAAGAAAUCACACCAUCAUUGGCUGGAUCCAAAUUAUUCAGCAAACUGGGUGCCAGCAAUGGGUACUGGAAUAUAAAAAUAGACAAAGAGUCAUCCAUGCUCACUACCUUCAACACACCAUUUGGCAGAUAUCGGUUCAACCGACUCCCAUUUGGAUUGAAGGUGAGCCAAGAUGUUUUCCAGCGCCAAAUAGAUGAGACAUACCAAGGCUGCAAGGGAGCAAUUGGAAUAGCAGAUGACAUCCAAGUGCAUGGCAAGGAUGAGACCACACAUGACUUCAAUUUACAUGAAGCUAUGGAGAAAACCCGACAAGCAGGCAUCAAACUCAAUGCAGACAAGUGUAUAAUAAAAGAAAAGGAGUGCAAAUUCUUUGGAAUUAUAUACUCUGCAGAGGGAGUUAAGUCAGACCCCGCUAAAGUGGAAGCCAUCAGAGAUAUCAAAGAUCCUAAAGACAGGAAGGAACUCAGGAGCUUCCUGGGACUCAUCAACUACAUGGGAGCCUUCAUACCCAAGCUGGCCGAUCACACUGCAAAUCUCCGAGAGCUAAACAGAGAUGACGUAGAGUUUGAUUGGUGUGCUUCACACACACAGGAUUUCGAGGCAAUCAAAAAGCUCAUCAGUAAGGAGACAACUCUGCAAUACUAUGACAGACGGAAACCAGCAACACUCCAAGUCGAUGCUUCAAUGAGAGGAGUUGGCGCAGCACUGAUACAGGAAGGUAAACCCAUUGCAUUUGCCUCGAAAGCUCUCUCACCCACAGAGACAAGGUACGCGAAUAUUGAAAGGGAACUCCUGGCAGUAGUAUAUGGAUGCGAAAAGUUCCAUACAUACCUGUAUGGCAGGCACUUCAAUAUAGAAACAGACCAUCGGCCGCUAGAGCAAAUACAUAAGAAAAACCUCAUGAAAGCACCAGCCAGACUGCAAAGAUUACUGCUAAGGCUUCAAACAUAUGACUAUGAUAUCGGGUACAAGCCAGGAAAAGAAAUGAUAUUGGCGGAUGCUCUUUCCAGACUAUCCUCACAUGAUAAACAGGAGAUGGAAGGACUGAGCAUAAAGGUGCACCACAUUAUAAAUGUGACAACCACAAAGAUAGCGGAAAUCAAAGAGGAGACCAGCAAAGAUGAAGAACUUCAGCUCCUUACUCAGAUGGUGAUUCAGGGGUGGCCAGAAAAGAGACAUCAGGUGCAACCCCUGAUUCGUGAAUAUUGGGCCAUCCAUGAUGAUAUAUCAGUGGAGAAUGGGAUCCUGAUGGCUGGAUCCCGAAUCAUUAUACCCAAGUCAAUGCAAGAAGAGAUUCUUGACAGGAUCCACCAAGGGCAUCUAGGGAUGGAAAAGUGCAAGCUCCGAGCCAAGUCAGCAGUAUAUUGGGUAGGCAUGUACAAAGACAUAGAAAAGACAGUUUCUACAUGCCGCAUCUGCCAAAAGUACAGAACCUCACAACAAAAGGAGGAAAUGAUAGCUAGUGACAUCCCAAGAAGGCCAAGGCAAACUAUUGGAGUAGAUCUAUUCACAGAAGGCCAAGAAUGGUAUUUAAUAAUGGCCUGCUACUACUCUAAAUUUCCAUUUGUGAGAAAAGUGAAAGACCUGACAGCCAAAACAAUCACUACAGUGGCCCGAGGACUCCUAGCAGAGCAAGGAAUACCAGAGCAGAUCAUAUGUGACAAUGGAACCCAGUUCACGUCACAAGAAUUCAAAAAGCUAGCUGAAGAGUAUGGGUUCAAUAUCACAACAUCAUCUCCACACUACCCCAAAGGUCAUGGGUUUAUAGAAAGACAGGUGCAGACAGUGAAGAGAACACUAGUCAAAUGCCGAGAGACUAAGGAAGACCUACACCUGGCACUUAUGUCCCUACGAACGACUCCACUGAGAGCUAAUAUGAAAUCCCCAGCAGAAUUGCUGAAUGGCAGGAAGUAUAAAACUACCCUGCCAACUAAGAUUCAACCUCCUAUUGACCAGAAAGAAACAAGGGCCAAGCUAGCAGCCACUCAAGAACAAGCACAGAGGCAUUGCAACAAACAUACACAUUUACCUGAGAUGCUUGGAGGACAACAUGUGUAUACUCAAGAUCCCAUAACUAAAACAUGGAUCCCAGUAAAGGUUGUCAGUAGAGCUGAAACUCCAAGAUCAAAUAUGAUAGAAACAGAAUCUGGUAGGCAGCUGAAACAACAGGGCCCACAUCCGCCCAACACCAGAGCUGCCGAGGAAAACGUGUACAACACACCUCAGACACCGGUGCGAAGCAGAAGAUCCACCAGAUGGAGAAAGAACAUUCUGCCACCGGUUCGAUACCGCUAA